Cryptomeria japonica (Japanese cedar) is the source of this 2473-nucleotide messenger RNA. Its product is annotated as disease resistance protein RUN1. The record is from RefSeq and is a predicted model, not a curated record. NCBI's taxonomy places the organism in Eukaryota, Viridiplantae, Streptophyta, Pinopsida, Cupressales, Cupressaceae. Gene Ontology annotation, biological process: signal transduction; defense response. The coding region runs from base 73 to 1848 and encodes 591 amino acids. Gene Ontology annotation, molecular function: ADP binding. The transcript has 3 exons.
UUUAUGUCAAUCCAUUUGUUAGUUGUUAGUUUAUCUUUGUUGCAUUACACUGUGUAAGAGUUUGAUCUCCUUAUGGAAGAAGUGUUUCCUCCGUAUCAUGUUUUUAUUAAUCACAGAGGACCUGAUGUCAAGAAAACCCUUGCUAGUCAUAUCUAUCAUGCUCUCGAAACGCAUGGAUUGAGGGUAUUUCUCGAUAAACAGGAAUUGCAAGUGGGGGAUUUCUUAACCCCUGCAAUUCAAUCUGCCAUUCGUAGUGCCUCCGUUCAGAUCGCCAUUUUCUCCGAAACAUAUGCGCAAUCCCCGUGGUGUUUGGAUGAGCUGGUAUGGAUGCUUGAUUCUGACCCAACUUCUAUUAAGAUCAUCCCCAUAUUCUAUGACAUCGAACCUUCAGAACUUCGUCAUGUGGAGAAGGGAGCAUAUGCCACAGCCUUUGAGGAGCAUAGAAGGAAAGGCAGGGUUACCGAUGAACGAGUGGAAAGCUGGAUAAAAGCCUUCGAAAAAGUUUCUGCUAUUUCUGGCAUCCCAUUCAGGACAGAGAUAGACGACCAUGGAGAGCGAUUGAAAGAAAUCGUAGAGACUGUAUUAGUAAAGGUCGGAAGGGAACAACUGCAUGUAUGUGAGUACCCUGUGGGACUUCGUCAAGCGGCGGAGCAUUUCGAAAAGGUGGUUCUGAGUCGAAGUGAAUCAAAGAGCACCCACGUUGUCGGGAUUUUGGGGCUAGGCGGAUCGGGAAAGUCAACUCUGGCUACUCAUCUCUACAACUCCAUGUGUUCCCAAUUCCAGAGAUGUUGUUUCUUGUCUGAUGUGAGUAAAGAGAAAAUACCAUGUCUGCAGCAAACACUCCUCAGAAAUCUGCUGCGUGAUAAGAAUUUGUGUAUUGAGGCUUCCCGUAGAGGUAAGGCCUUGCUUCAAGAUCGUCUAAGAGGGUUGACACGCGUUUUGAUUGUUUUUGAUGAUAUAGAUAACACAGAGCAAGUAGACAAUCUGUUAUGUGUAAAGGAUGUGCUGGGAAAUGGCAGUGUGAUUUUGGUGACAUCUAGAGACCAAACUUUGUUUGUCAGUUCUAAAAUAGAAAUAUACAAUGUCAAAUUACUAGAUGAGAAACAAGCCCAAGAGCUAUUCUGCUGGUAUGCCUUCGGCAACACCAAACCAGUCGACGAUUUGAAAGAUAUGGUGGAAGAGUUGGUUAGAAUGUGUGGUGGUUUUCCUUUGGCUUUGAAAAUUUUAGCCGGGCAGCUCCACAAUGAACGUAACCCAAGAAAGUGGAAGCAGCAGUUGAAAAGCCUCCGUAAACAACUGCCGGAAGACUUACUAGGAAGGAUAGUAAUGGAUAGCUAUAAAUCUCUCGACAAUACAGAGAAAGAGGCCUUUUUAGACGUUGCCCAUUUCUUAACGGGAGAAUACAGAGAUCUGGUGGAGAGGGUUUUGGAUGGAUUUAAUGAUAAUGGUUUUCAAUGCCUUCAGACGCUCCGUCAGAAAUGCCUUGUGGAAUUUGAGCUUGCAGAUAUAAUUCGUUCAAGAGCGUUACAGGUUGAAAGCGUGGAUUGGAGUGUAGGUAUUUGGAGAAGAGCAAAGGGGAGCUUCAAAAUAAGAAUGCACGAUUUAGUGAGGGACUUGGCAAGACAAAUCGGCAGACAGGAUUUACCUCUUCGCCUCUGUUGUUCAAACGAUAAAAUGAUCUCCACACGGGUAUUUGAUCUCAUUACUUUUCAACAGUUUCCGUUAUUUUUUUGGCCAUUAAGCAUGGAAAUGUACAUAGAAAGUAAACGGAAGUCUAAUUUUUCCAAAAGCUAUUUUUUGAAUCUUCGGUUAACUUCUAUUAAUGUUGCAGCAAUCUCCAUCUUCUAAUAAAAACUCUCCAAAAUAGGCUGACUGAAGUUAACCAAGAAGUUUUCCUCAAGAUAGGCUGACUGACCCUUUCUUCUAUUUGAAUCUUUUCAUUUAGGAUCUACAGUACCGAUUCAAUUUUUAGUUUCUCCCUAUUACAUUACUUUUCCCAAUAUAGUUGAACCCUAAUAUUCUGUUUAUCAAUGACAAUUUCUACUCGGUCGUUCGAUAUAUGUCAAACUCUAGUUAUUCACAAACUCUGCAAAAUCUACAUGGGGUUUGUUGAUGAUUGAUGCUGGCCGUCCAGUUGAUCAUUCAGUUCUGCCAUCGGCCACCUGUUUUUGCGUGCCCUUCGUUCCUUGCGUUGCUUGGACAGUUAGUUUUAAUUGUAGUUUGUUUUCGUUUAAAUUCAGUUAAGAAGAUCUUAAAUUCAGCUAACAACUCUGUUUUUCCUUUUCCUCUGCCAACGAAUAAUCAAUGAUAAUGCAUGUGACCGCUAAUGCGUAAUAAGUUCCUUCUGUUAUGCUAUGAACUAUUCCAUUGAAUUCUAUUUGUAUUCAAGCCUAGCGUAGUUUUCAAUCAAGCUGGAACAAAAGACUGCUGUGUAUCAAAACAGUCCAGUAAUAAAAAACAGAGGAUUCUGCAA